Molecule: messenger RNA, 1557 nt
Organism: Caenorhabditis remanei
Lineage: Eukaryota; Metazoa; Nematoda; Chromadorea; Rhabditida; Rhabditidae
Exons: 9
Coding region: 1-1557 (518 amino acids)
Source: RefSeq, a predicted model, not a curated record
AUGAAGUUACUCAUCGUCGUGCUCUUUGUCUUCAGUGCUCUCCAAUUAAUCUCUGCUGUCAUUUACUGUGAUGAUCGUGGAAUCUGUGCAGGAAGUCUGAAAGCAGACGAGGAUACUCAUCCAAGUGUUAUAAAUGUUGGUCAUUCAACGUUUCGUGAUCGUGCAGAAGCAGAAAGUCAUCUUGCCUCUCGGUCAAAACGUUCAAAUGAGAGUAAAACAAAACCCGGCGGAAUUCGUUUGAAGGAAGGAGACGUUCACCCACAGUCUGGUAUCCUUCCCGACGAUCCGGUUGGUAUGAAAUGGGGCCCGAUUCCGGCGGUAUGGAGCGGGGUUUCUGCCGGUUUAUACUCCUCAAAUCCCCCUCUCGACAAAGCUAAACUGGCUGCCGAAACUAUUAUAAAAAUAAUAACGAGAAAAUUGAGAGAUUGUGAAGAUAUUUCCUAUCAAGAAAGAGCUCUUGAACGGAUUUCGGUUGAAUUAUCAACAAUACGAGAAGCGGUAAACAGUAUAUGCGACAACAACAUCGUUGAUCAAGACUACCAUGAAAGAUAUAAUGAAGUGAUAGAGCAAGUCAAAAAGACCAAGAAAUAUAUUGAGAAAUUGGAAGAACUUCAACUCUCUGACUCUAGUCGAGACUAUGAAGAUUUUGAUCGUCAAUAUCAGGAUGAUGCAUACAACCUCAAGGAACAGUUGAACGAUUUGUCAAUGGAAUGUAAAAGAGCUUUAGAAAGCAACGAAGAUUUCGAAAUGUUAAUGAAGCCUAUGAAAACUUCUACUCCAGUCAUGCAUAGCUCUCCAUCCUCACCUCUCCAAAAUCUCUCCCACCUUCAAGAAGUUCUCGGAAAGUCAAUUGCGCCUACCACAACUUCUACCCCAGCCGUAUAUACUUCAUUUAUUUCCCAAAAUCCAUCUCAACUUCAAGAAGUCCUCGAAGAAUUUUGCAAAGACGUCAUUCAGUUUAGCAAGCAACAGUUCAAAACUCUAAAACUUUCAAAUACUGAUGGAUCGAAAGCCUACGCUCUCAGUCGUUUUCUGAAAAUUGAAUCAGAUAUUCUCAAUUUUCAAAUGAAACUAGCUCUGGAGAGCUUGAAAAGUCCUGAUAGUGAGCUGGAGAAACCCAUUUUUGGUCAAAUUAUUUCAGAAGUAUCCCAUAGCAAUCAGAAGAUAAUUGAGGCUCACUUAGACAGCAUGAAACGAGGAAUUGAAAAAAUGACUUUAUUGAAGUCAAUUGGCACUUCGACCGCGUCGAAUUUUAUCCCUGAAUUGGCAUUUUGGGUGUUGUCAUUUCAAAAUAUUAAUGAGAAGCUGUUGUCGAUGGGGAUCGAACCAAUUGUUGGAGAAGAUGACAACUCAUUCGAUCACCAGAAAGCUGAUGAGAUUUUACGUCUUCUGUUUGGAAUUCGGAUGUACCAGUCAAAAAAUGAAACUAUACCGAGUUGCCCUUACGAAAUUUCAAGGCUAUUGAAAAACAUCGACCAGUUGAGAGUUAUCGAUUACAAUGAAUGUAUUGAGAAGAAAGAGGCGAGGAAGCAAUUGCAUGAACUUUUCAAACUUUAA